AUGGCAGAUGAUGGGAAAGGCCUCCGCCAUCCCCCCCGUGGCAUUGCGAGCGCGGUGGCGGCGACCGGCGGCGCCGCCGCUUCGCCGCCGGGCACCGGCAGGGAUCCUCUCCCUCCGGAGGCGAAGACCUUCUCCGCCAGCAUCUCCACAGAUCUUCCCCUCUACGACACUCCAGAGGUGAUCCUCUCUCUCUCUCUCAAUCUAUCUAUCUCUAUCUCUAUCUCUUUCUCUCCUCUCAGAGAGUCUCCGCAUCUGGUUCAGGCCUCCUUCGACGAGUACCUCGACGACCGGCCGCGGAUAUUCCGCGCCAUGUUUCCCGAUCGCCGCCGCAGCCGGCAACUGAACGAGGUGAUCCUCCCCCUUCCUCUCCUCCUCCUUUUCUUCCCCCAAUCGAAACUCUAACAUUCCUCUUCAUCCUUUUCCCCGAUCGAAAACCCUAACAUGUUCGUCCAAUGAAGGAGGAGUGGAAGGUACAGAUGCUGCCGAUAGAGUUUCUGUUCGCCUCCGUCAACCCCGUCGUCGUAAUGCGUCUGCGCUGCUGCUCCCACGGCGAGGACCACCCGCUGGAGGUUCCGCCCCACAUCACCCGCGCCCUCGACCUCCGAGUGGUGAGUUCACUCCCUUUUCCUCGGCGAUCCAGGCGGCGGUGGAAGAACCGACGGCUCUGUAACUCCUCUCCCAUCCCCCGCAGACCAGGUGGGAGCUCCGAGGUCUCGACAUGGCGCACUCUCCGCGCCACUUCGGGCUUGAUGUGCGGGGCCUGCUAUAUCCCGAUCGAGGGGAAGGUGGUGCCGCCGCCGCCGCCGCCGGCGGCCGACGGAGCCGCCUGAGGGGCCGCCUGCAGAUGAGCAUCUCCUUCGUCCUCCCGCCGGUGCUUUCUCUGGUCCCGGAGCAGGUCCUCAGAGGCGUCGCCGACUCGGUAACUUCUCCUUCUCCUCCUCCUCCUCCGUCGAUCAAUCUUCCCCCCUUCUGCAACCUCUGAUUUUUCUCCUUCUUCCUCCGAUCAAUUCGAUUUCGCUGCAGGUGCUGAGAAGACUGCUGCAGAAGAUGAAGGACGACGUCAACGGGGGCCUCCUCAGCGAUUUCCAGAGUUUCAGGAGGGAGAGGAUGAAGGAGAAGCAGCUCCUGAAGAAGCCCGCCCAGCGGCAACUUCUCCGCCCGGACCCAGACCAAACUCCAUGA
Molecule: messenger RNA, 1182 nt
Organism: Spirodela intermedia
Lineage: Eukaryota; Viridiplantae; Streptophyta; Magnoliopsida; Alismatales; Araceae
Source: the annotation of a GenBank genome assembly